CGACCACUGUUGUCUCAUUUUCCACUGUUCCAUGUCCCUUAUAACAUGGAGAAAAUCAUGGCAGCUUCCCCUCCUCCUCCUCUCUCUCAAUCAAUCCCAGCAUAAAAGCUCUCUCACAACACCAAACACACACUUACCUUUUGCACCAAAGAAACUCAUCAAUCAACAACUGAGCAACUAAAGCAAAGAAGAAAAGAAACCCACUUCCUCUACUAUCAUCCAGUCAUAUCCAUCAACAAAGGCGCCUGUAGUUUUUGGUUCUUAUUGCUCAUCACCUUCCAAAUUCAACCCAUAAAAAUAGCUAAGAGAAAGGGCAAGGAAAAAAAAAAGAAAAGAAAAGAGAUCAUGGAGAUUGAAUCUGUCAAGUGUGAAUGUUGUGCGUUGAAAGAGGAUUGUACCCAAGACUAUAUUAGUGAGGUGAAGGCGAAAUUCGAUGGGAAAUGGCUAUGUGGGUUGUGUUCAGAAGCUGUCAGAGAUGAAGUUAUUAGAGGUAAAAGGCAGUUUGGAAUGGAAGAAGCAGUGAGAGCUCACAUGUCAUUUUGUGGUAAAUUCAAUUCCAAUCCAGCAGUUGGAGUUGCUGAUGGGAUGAGGCAGAUGCUAAGAAGACGGUCAGGAGAUUUGUCUUCUUCUCCAUCUACUUCUAAGAAGUACACGAGAUCAGCAACCACAAAACUCUACUGAUCAUAUCCUUGCCUGGAAUAAUAUAGAUGGCUAUUGCCUUUCCUGGCUAAGUGCUAUCUUGUCUUGUAAUGUACAGGCAACGUUAUUUCAAAGGCGGUCUUCAUCUUAGUUUUGUUUUUCUUC
Manihot esculenta (cassava) is the source of this 804-nucleotide messenger RNA. RefSeq lists its product as uncharacterized. The record is from RefSeq and is a predicted model, not a curated record. The transcript has a single exon. The coding region runs from base 346 to 681 and encodes 111 amino acids. NCBI's taxonomy places the organism in Eukaryota, Viridiplantae, Streptophyta, Magnoliopsida, Malpighiales, Euphorbiaceae.